AUGUGACGCUUCCUGGAGCAUUACUUUCACGCAGCACUUUUGCUCUCCGGAACAACACUUACCAACAGCAAACCCUACAUCCACCGCGGAAAUUUUGUUGCGGGCUUGCAUUUGUUUACGGUAUGGCUGACGGUGAGCGAUCGCCUUUGCUGUCGGACAGUCGCGAUGGAAUGAACGGGCUGUCACUGGGAGAUGAAACCUACCGACCUCCGACCAAACCACAGAAUUUCCCAGCGUUCCCAACAGCUCCUCCCAUGACGAUGCUGGGAGAGGCACCUCCACCGUACUCCCCGCUGGGUUCUCCAGAGAGUGGCAAUGCUCCUGUCAUCAGCUGCAGAGUGUGUCAGUCGCUUAUUAGCGUGGAGGGCAAAGUCCACCAGCAUGUGGUCAAAUGUGGUGUCUGCAAUGAGGCUACACCCAUAAAGAAUGCUCCAGCAGGAAAGAAGUAUGUGAGAUGUCCGUGUAACUGUCUUCUCAUCUGCAAAGUCACCUCACAGAGGAUCGCCUGCCCUCGACCUUACUGUAAGCGAAUUAUCAAUUUAGGUCCAGUUCAUCCUGGUGCCGGUAGUCCGAAUCCUCAGCCUACUGGUGCCAGAGUUUCCUGUGGCCACUGUGCAAACACUUUCCUGUGGACAGAAUUUACAGAUCGAACAUUGGCUCGCUGCCCACACUGCAGAAAAGUCUCAUCGAUUGGCCAGAGGUACCCUAGAAAGCGGAGUUUGAUAUGUUUUCUGUUGUGCUUGAUCUUCGUCAUAACGACUGCAGGACUGAUCGCUGGCACGUGUCAGAAUGCGCGGCAAUAUAGGGGAAUUUAUGCCUCUUGGGUAUUUUUCAUUGUUCUGGUGCUGAUCACUUUGGUCAGAGCUCUGCACUGGGCCUGCAUGAAAAUCAGUGAACCACUGCACAACUACUCAUGAUAGGAGUGAUGGAUGUGGAUGAGGAGUGCUCUGGUUUUGAACCCUACUCUUCUCUGAACUGAUUUCAAACCCUGUUUGCUCACAUCUCUAAUGGGAAUCUGCUUCCUAAACACUGCAGAAUUAAAAAGGGCAUAGAAGAACAAAUAUUUUAGCAUUGUCAGUAGGAUAAUAACUUCUAGCUUAGUUGCAAAUUCCACAACCGCUGAAACAGGCUGUUUUUGCUCUGUGAAUUGACUUUGACAUCACUGUGGCGUCACACAAAUGUACUGAAGCAUUACAGUCAGAAUGAGAGAUUUUAGCUGAAUUGCUGACAGAAGUGUAAGUGCCUCAUGUGACAAUGUGAUCUGUUGUUGUUACUUAUAAAGCUAUCUUUUCUCAUAUAUGAAGGAACUGCAACUGUUAGCUUUAUUGAAAACUGUACCCUGACCCGACACAUCAAAUGAAGGGUAUGAGCAAGAAAAAGGAAAUGAAAACUCCAUGCUGAAAUAUCUGGAAGGUUUAGAAGAAAAGAGGAAAAAGCAAAACUCUUUUUUUAGACAGUGCAUGUCACAUAUAUAGAUUGAAUCUUAGGUAACAAUGAAUUGAUUAUUCUUUCAGCUUAGUUUAAUGCUUUUCCGUAGAUAUUAUUCUGUGGACCUGUUGGGUGUUCUUCAAUGUCUGUGGCCCAGGUUUAGACCAAGCCUUUACCUUCCUCUUCUUUCCACUCUUACUGUGUAUCUGCCUCCUCAGAUUCUGCUUAGGCACCAAAUUAUGCUUUGCUUACUAACUAACAAUGAUAUCAGACACAAUGCAAUAUUACAGAGAUUCUAAAGAUUUCUAAUGAUCCUCAUGUUACUUUUGUUGAUGAUGCUGUUUUAAAACCUGGCAUUGCUGCUCAUAAUUUGUACCUGUCUGUGGUUAUAUAGUUAUAUAGCUGCAUUGAAACUUUCUACCUUAUAUGCUAUGGAGACGUUCAGCAUAGUUCAGUAAAGUAGUAGUGGAAGGCAAUUUUUACAAUGAUUACUAUUUUGACUAUUUUAAAAAAGUACAUUUUCUUUCUCUCUUUGGCACAAUCUGCACAUAACAACUGUCAAAUGCUAGUGAAUGUAAAUAUUCAUCAAAGAAAAUGCCUGUGAUUAACUUAAUAUCUACACUGUCAGAAAAAAAUGUGCAAACAUUGUACAUUUAGGAGUACAACAGUUUGCCACUGGGACAAUACCUUUUAAAAAACAGUACUUUAGAGUUAUAAUAUGUACUCUUAAGUUACUACUAGAACCCUUAGGGGUAUACAAGAUAAAAGUUGUACCAGUGACAAGCUGUUAAUACUUUAAAACGUACAUUUAUUACACAUUAUUUUGAGAAGUGUAAUCAGAUGUAAAUGUACCGGCUGACCAAUCGCAUAGACUCGUUUUCAUCUGAAAUGAACAAUUUGCAUUGCACUCUUCAUGAAGAUACAGAAUAUACUAAUAGAUAUACUAGUACCUGUACCUGUUCUGUGAAAUGCAGAAGUGACCAGUAAGUUUUUAUUUUUUGCAGAGUUUGAUUUGUUUACAUGAGUGUGCAGUUGUACUGUGCAUUUUGCUUUAAUUUUUGUUGAAAAUGUUAUAUAUAUAUAUCUAUAUAUAUAUAUUGUUGCACUACAUUUUAGCGAUUUCGCUAACAGAUUCUACCCUUGUCAUUGUUGAUUUUGUUGUUGAUCAUUUUUGUAUUUUCCUUUGUGACUAAAAUGUUUUAACAAUCUCUUGAGUAUUUUUGUGUGUGUUGGGGGUUCUGAAUGUUUGUACAAUUACGUUAACAGACAAACUUAAUGAAAUAUUCUAGUGAGGUGAAACUCAUUUUUUUGCUAAGUUUCCAAAUUAUAUUAUAUUGAGAUGAUCAAAUAUUAACGUUAAUGGGAUAGUUCACCCACAAAUGAAAAUUCUGACAUCAUUUACUCACCCUGAAGUUGUUCCAAGCUUGUGUGAAUUUCUUUUUUCUGCUGAACAUAGAAGAUAUUUUGAAGAAUAUGGGUAACCAAACAGUUUCUUGGAGGCUUUGACUUCCAAAAUAUGGAGAAAAAAGAAACCUACUAUGGAAGUAAAUAAUGCCAGAAUUUCCAUCAACAUGGAUGCUGUUUUUGUCUAAAUUAAUUUAUAAAUUGUAUCCAAAGCGACCUGUGGUGCAUUCAAGAUAUGUAUAUUUUAGCAGUUCAUGUGCUUCUGUUUGAUCUACAGGAAUGAUAUUUAAGAAAAAAAAAAUAACACCAUUAUGAAGUCUGAUUUUUGGCAUAAAAAAGUGUGCAUGUGAGCAGAGAGAAUGUUAAAACAUGCAAGUAUUCAACUGAACAUCGUAGUGCUAAAUGAGCUUGACGUUUUAACUAAUUUAUUGACAAAAUAUCACAUCCUUGCAAAAAUGUUAUACAGAUCAUU
Messenger RNA from Labeo rohita (rohu), 3304 nucleotides. It is a transcript of the gene pip4p1b, whose product is annotated as phosphatidylinositol-4,5-bisphosphate 4-phosphatase 1b. The coding region runs from base 123 to 917 and encodes 264 amino acids. Gene Ontology annotation, biological process: phosphatidylinositol dephosphorylation. Gene Ontology annotation, molecular function: phosphatidylinositol-4,5-bisphosphate 4-phosphatase activity. Gene Ontology annotation, cellular component: plasma membrane; phagocytic vesicle membrane; lysosomal membrane. NCBI's taxonomy places the organism in Eukaryota, Metazoa, Chordata, Actinopteri, Cypriniformes, Cyprinidae. The record is from RefSeq and is a predicted model, not a curated record. The transcript has 8 exons.